Molecule: messenger RNA, 1564 nt
Organism: Schizosaccharomyces japonicus yFS275
Lineage: Eukaryota; Fungi; Ascomycota; Schizosaccharomycetes; Schizosaccharomycetales; Schizosaccharomycetaceae
Product: translation initiation factor eIF4A
Exons: 1
Coding region: 236-1414 (392 amino acids)
Biological process (GO): cytoplasmic translational initiation
Molecular function (GO): nucleotide binding; ATP binding; translation initiation factor activity
Source: RefSeq, a predicted model, not a curated record
UGACGCCGCUGGUCUCGUUAUCCACCCUGGGCACCGCUGCAAUUAAAGGUACGCAUAAUGAAAAUGUUUAUACACAGCCUUUAAGUAUACAUUUGCCACAGUAAUUUCACUGUAUUUAAGCGCAGAUCGCCACGAACACAACCUUACGUGACUGUUGUUGGAGCAUUAUUUUGCAGUAAAACCAACUCCCUCCCUCUCCCCUCUACACACAACACCGAAACAAAAAGUUGCGGAAAUGGUUGACCAACUGGAGGAUUCUGUUAUCGAGACCAACUACGAUGAAGUUGUCGACAGCUUCGAUGACAUGGGCUUGAAGCCCGAGUUGCUCCGUGGUAUUUACGCCUACGGUUUUGAGCGUCCUUCGGCUAUUCAACAAAGAGCCAUUGUCCCCAUUUUGGGUGACCGUGAUGUCUUGGCCCAAGCCCAAUCUGGUACUGGUAAGACCGCUACCUUCUCUAUCUCUGUUUUGCAGAAGAUUGAUACCAGCUUGAAGCAAUGCCAAGCUUUGAUCUUGGCCCCUACUCGUGAGUUGGCUCAACAAAUCCAGAAGGUUGUUGUUGCCUUGGGCGACCUUAUGAACGUUGAGUGCCAUGCCUGUAUUGGUGGUACUCUUGUUCGUGAGGAUAUGGCUGCCCUCCAGGCUGGUGUCCACGUUGUUGUUGGUACUCCUGGUCGUGUCCACGACAUGAUCCAGCGUCGUGCCCUUCCCACUGAUGCUGUUAAGAUGUUCGUCCUUGAUGAGGCUGAUGAGAUGCUUUCUCGCGGUUUCAAGGACCAAAUCUACGACAUCUUCCAACUCUUGCCUCCCACUUCCCAAGUUGUCUUGUUGUCUGCCACCAUGCCCCAAGACGUUCUUGAGGUUACCACCAAGUUCAUGCGUGACCCCGUCCGUAUUUUGGUGAAGAAGGAUGAGCUUACCUUGGAGGGUAUUAAGCAAUUCUACGUUGCUGUCGAGAAGGAGGAGUGGAAGCUUGACACCUUGUGCGAUCUCUACGAGACCAUCACUGUCACUCAAGCUGUCAUCUUCUGCAACACCCGUAGAAAGGUCGACUGGCUUACUGAGCAACUUACUGAGCGUGACUUCACUGUCUCCUCCAUGCACGGUGACAUGGACCAAGCUCAACGUGACAUUUUGAUGCACGAGUUCCGUACCGGUUCUUCCCGUAUUUUGAUUACCACUGAUCUUUUGGCCCGUGGUAUCGAUGUUCAACAAGUCUCCUUGGUCAUCAACUACGACUUGCCCGCUAACAGAGAGAACUACAUUCACCGUAUCGGUCGUGGUGGUCGUUUCGGUCGUAAGGGUGUUUCCAUCAACUUUGUUACGAGCGAGGACGUCCGUAUGAUGCGUGAGAUUGAGCAAUUCUACAACACUCACAUUGAAGAGAUGCCUAUGAACAUUGCUGACUUGAUCUAAGGGUCUUAGAAUAAAAUCACAGCGAGCAUAGCGAGCUGGAAUAAUACGAGCGCGGAGCGCAGGUGAAACAGAAAAAAGGUGGGUUUUGAGAGGAGAUGGAGAAAUUGGAUGAGUGAGUUUGCGUUGAUGAGUUCCAGUCGAAAGUGUAGC